CAAACGGCAAGUGCCAUGGCGACCGAUGGCAGCGAGCGUGGACGCUACCACCGCUACAAGGCGGCGACCAACGUUGUUCUCACGUGGCUUCAAGAAGCCACCCAACCCAAGAACACCAAUAUAACGGUGCGCGCACGCUCCGCUAACGUCGCCGAGUGGUCUGUCUCGCAGAUCUGGACUGCAGCGCUUGAGGUCGUUGAAGCCGCAACACCGGUACCAUGCCGUAUCCUGCGCGAGCUCGGGACGGCCGUCCGCCUGCGCCACGAGUACUCUCUCAAGAUGCCCCCUGACGACGGCCAUAUGCAUGUCCUCAACACUUUCCGCGCGAUCGAGGCGCGGUGGACGCCGCUGGUGUCCGCCAAGACGCCAACGUCCACGACGCCGUUCGACUUGACGACGUUCUCGCCACCUACAGACGCGACCGACGCAGCGCACACGCGUCUGGUGGCUCGCUUGGAAGGCGCGCAGUUUCAAUGUGUGUUCUUUUUGCUCGACCUCGACGACAUGAACCGCGAGGUCAAGCUCGCCUGGGAAAUGUUCCAGCGCGGCGAAAUGAGCUUGAUCGCUGCGACAGCCGUCACCAACGCCUGCGUCCACACCGUCGACGAGCUGAGCAAGACCUUGCGCAUUGCGCACCCGCACUUCGAGGACCUUGACCACAUCAUGGCAUUUCUGGUCUGUGAGGAGCUUCUCAUCGAUCUCGUCGUCGGCAACGCUGACCUAACCCUCAGCACCGCGGUCGAAGUGGUGGUCCUGGCCAAACGAGCGAUGAUCGACGAGUUCCGUCCCGCGGCUGAGCACACAAUCGCCAAGGCGCUUCAGACGACAAUAACGGCGGCGGCGUGCCUCAUCGACCGCGUCCUCAACCAAUACGAAACGCCCUCGCGCUUUGGCGACCUGGAAUGGACGGCGACAUUGGACACAAGCUUGGUCAACCUCCAGCAGGGCCUCCACACCAUGAUCAAGGUCCUUCCGCCCGGCACUCGCUCGGCCGUGCCGGAUGGCUUCUUCAACCGUCACUGGCCCGAGCGCCACGGACUUGCAUCGUCACCUAGCGACUUGCUCAAGACGUUCCUCGCCCACAUUUUGCCCGUAUUUUUGCUGCAUGACGCGGGCGACGUCAUGCUUCCACGCGAACCGACGACCAAUCCGCUGUUUACGCUUCUUCGGACGUACGUCAAGACGAAGCGAGUGCCCGUCGCGCUCGUCUUUGCGUGCCAAUCUCUCUUGUGGAGUCUCGUCUACACUCAAGGAACGUCAGACGCCCACUACGCCAACAUCGUUGACGAUACGCGCGUCACGAUCGCCCGUGUGACGAGCCAAUUGACGACGUGUUGUGAGUUCGCCGACGGUCGCUUCGUGCCAGCGGCCACCGCAUCCAAUAUGGCCAUGGCCUUGCGCUGGCUUGUCAACCUCCGUGUCACUACGUCGCCGAGCAAACCGUUUGGCCAAAUGGAGGUCGACCGUGCGUGGUUCAACCCGUACAUGGCCGGCCAGCUUCUUCUCACGAUCACGACCGAUAUCACGUUUACCUUAGGCUUGACGACGAUCGAUGACAUUGGCCAAGCGCGCGCGAUGAUCCACCUCUACAACGCGCUCCGUGUCCUCGACAAAAUCCCAGCAAACAAGGACCUCGACACGUUGGUGGCAAUGUUUGAGCGUGGCAAGUCCUUGUGGUUGAGCGGUCGUCCAACCUCUCGCGGUGACAUUGGAUGCGGACGUUUGCUGGCGAGGAGCUACAACGCUGUCAAACUCACGUCCCGCGAUCGGCUGGACCACCGCAGCGCGGCGCAGAAGAAGAUGCAAUCGCGGUGUGAUGCGUUGAGCCAGCGACGCUUGCCCAUUGAGCCUGCGCACGUGAGCAAGGCGUACCGUUACGUCACCCGCACAACGACGUCUGACGACGGUCCGCUAACAAAGCUUCCUCGGGCUCUCCAUAUCAAGGGCGUCAUCGACAGGGACCAUGACUGCUUUCAGUACCUCAACCUUUGCAUGGUCGGGCAACUCUUCCGCGGGGCGUGGAAGGAGAUGGUGACGGCGUUCAGCGUCAGCGACCUGCUGCUUGUGCCGCUUGUGCCGGCGCAGGGGGUUGUCGACGGUCCGCGGCGCGAGACGGACGCCAACGUUCGCCUCCCCAACGUAAACCUUUUUUUCAAGUUGCUCCUCAUACUCUGUGCCCGCGACCCGGACGACCAUCGCGUCGCCAAGGCUGCAGAGGCGAUGAUGCAUGUCGCCGAGCGUAUGCACGAAGCGUACAUUGCGCCGCCCGUUGUCACCAAGUAG
This is a messenger RNA of Saprolegnia diclina VS20, 2283 nucleotides long. RefSeq lists its product as hypothetical. NCBI's taxonomy places the organism in Eukaryota, Oomycota, Saprolegniomycetes, Saprolegniales, Saprolegniaceae. The transcript has a single exon. The record is from RefSeq and is a predicted model, not a curated record. Bases 16 to 2283 code for a protein of 755 amino acids.